AGUAAGCAGAGCAGCAGGGAGCAGCAAAGCUGGCCCAGCUACCCCCCAGCCACUCCUCUCCCUCCCACCUGAACCCGGGGGGGGGGGCGCCCUGGGGACCGCUGGAGCAGCUGCACUGCCCGAGCCAACCCAGCAAUCUCUCUGGGCUUUUGACCUCCACUGUUGAUUUCUACCCAGAGCACACAAGCAUUUUUAGCUCCCGAGGAAUGUAAAGCAGCCGCGAGAAGUCAGGAUGGAGCUGCUAGUUUAAAACAAACACAGGGCUUCCUACAUAAGGCCCAGCCAGCCACUGGGCACCACCUCCACCAGGAACCCCAGGCCCAUCGGACACCAUGCCCUCCCUGGGGACCCUCUGCAGCCUGCUGCUCUUCAGUGUGCUCUGGAUGGACUUGGCCAUGGCGGGCUCCAGCUUCCUGAGCCCUGAACACCAGAAAGUCCAGAGAAAGGAGUCCAAGAAGCCGCCAGCCAAACUGCAGCCCCGAGCUCUGGAAGGCUCGCCCCGCCCAGAAGACACAAGUCAAGUGGAAGGGGCAGAGGAUGAGCUGGAGAUCCGGUUCAAUGCUCCCUUUGAUGUCGGAAUCAAGCUGUCAGGGGCUCAGUACCAGGAGCACGGCCAGGCGCUAGGGAAGUUUCUUCAGGACAUCCUCUGGGAAGAGGCCAACGAGGCCCUGGCAGACGAGUGAUCAUCCACAAGACUGGCCCUCUUGUAUUCCUCCCAACCUUAGAAGCACUCACCUGGCUUUUACACUGUUUCUGCACAACUCCCAGUUCUGAGUGGUACUAGCUUAAGAGGUGAAUAAA
This is a messenger RNA of Ailuropoda melanoleuca (giant panda), 801 nucleotides long. It is a transcript of the gene GHRL, whose product is annotated as ghrelin and obestatin prepropeptide. The coding region runs from base 333 to 683 and encodes 116 amino acids. NCBI's taxonomy places the organism in Eukaryota, Metazoa, Chordata, Mammalia, Carnivora, Ursidae. Gene Ontology annotation, molecular function: growth hormone-releasing hormone activity; ghrelin receptor binding. The record is from RefSeq and is a predicted model, not a curated record. The transcript has 5 exons. Gene Ontology annotation, cellular component: extracellular region. Gene Ontology annotation, biological process: regulation of response to food; gastric acid secretion; positive regulation of growth hormone secretion.